Molecule: messenger RNA, 2769 nt
Organism: Selaginella moellendorffii
Lineage: Eukaryota; Viridiplantae; Streptophyta; Lycopodiopsida; Selaginellales; Selaginellaceae
Product: nucleolar protein 14-like
Exons: 13
Coding region: 16-2658 (880 amino acids)
Biological process (GO): maturation of SSU-rRNA
Cellular component (GO): small-subunit processome; nucleolus; Noc4p-Nop14p complex
Source: RefSeq, a predicted model, not a curated record
UUUAGGGUUUAAGCGAUGGCCAAGAAGAAGCGCCCGGCCAAGGCUGCGCCUCGUCCGGCUGCUGCUGCUCCCAGUCUCUUCGAGACGCUGUGGUCGCGGCGGAAAUUUGACAUUCUCGGCAAGAAGCAGAAGGGCGAGGGGCGCAGGAUUGGCGAGUUGCGAUCCCGCGGCAUUGAGAAGCGGAAGAAGACGAUAUUGCGGGAGUAUAAGCUUCGGCACAAGAGCAAUGCUUUCGUUGAUCGUCGGUUUGGAGAGAAUGACGAAGAGAUGAGCGAGGAUGAGAAGGCGAUUAUGCGGUUUCAACGUGAAAGACUGGCUCAACUCCAGAGGAAGAGUAAGUUUGCACUGCCCGACGCUGAGGAAGAAGAAGAAGAAGAGGGAGAUCUUCUUACUCACAAGGGAGCAGCUUUAUCGACCUUGGAUGACUUUAAUGAAGAUGUUUCGUUAGACGAUGAAGAAGAGCUUCCUCAGGUUGCCGGAGCACAAAAAGAGCUCAAUUUCGGAGGUGGUUUCACGGACGCUGAUCCCGCGAGAAAGGAGAAACGAUCAAAGAAAGAAAUUAUGGAAGAAGUUAUUGCCAAAAGCAAGCACUUCAAGGCCGUGAAAGCCAAAGAAAAAGAAGACGACCUUGAUCUCAGAGAAAAGCUGGACAGCGAUUUUAAAGUUUUGGCCGAAACGCCAGCUCUGCUCUCUUUGAUGCGUCCCAAAAAGAUUAAUACUUUGAAGGCUCUCUUGGCGAAAGGCUCGAUUAAGAAUGAUAAAGCUUCUGACGCAGAUACCGAGAAGGAGAAACCAGAUGACUACGACAAGCUGAUGAAGGAGAUGGCUUUUGAAAUACGCGCACAGGCUUCGGAGAGGCUAAAGACAUCCGAAGAGAUUGCAAAGGAGGAAAAAGAACGUCUAGAGGAGCUCGAGAAAAAACGGAUACAAAGAAUGACCGGAGCGCAGGAAUCAGACUCUGAGGCCGACGAAGACGACGGAGGUUCGAAGCGGAAGAAGAAGAGAAAGCGUGCUGAGAUAUCUGGUGAUGAUCUCGGUGAAAACUUUGUUCUGGAAGAGGAGUAUCAAGAAAAGGGAUGGGUGGACGAAGUCAUGGCCAGGACUGAGGCUGAGAAUCCAGAUGCUAGCGAUACUGACAAUGAGGAAAAUGGCGACGACGAUGAUGAAGAAGAAACUAACUUCGAUGAAGCUGUACAAGGUGAAGACAGCGGAACAUCAGGCAGUGAGGAGUCCACGAGGGAGGAGCUAAUCGAGGAGGCGAAAUCUACGUUACGUAAGGAAGACGAGAGUGACGACAAAGAUAUAGAAGAGUCCCGUGAGCUUCCGUUCGUGAUCAACGCACCUCAGACUCUCGAACAGCUCCUGGGGCUGGUUAAACACAGGUCAACUGAGGAGCUAGGGGUGGCAAUUCAACGGAUCAGAGCUUGUAAUGCCAUCAGUCUAGCGGCCGAAAACAGGAAAAAGAUGCAGGUGUUCUACAAUGUUUUGGUGUUGUACAUUUCGGAUUUGGCGGGAGUGAAACCGUUACCUCUGGAUAGAAUCAACAUGCUAACGAAGCCGUUGAUCGAAAUGAGUUUAGAGACGCCUUAUUACGCAGCUGCGUGUGCACGUGAAAGGCUGAUACGCAUGCAACAAGUUUUGUCGGACAAGCUACGAAGCAAAGAUGGAGAUGAAAGCAGCUGCUGGCCGUCAGUGAGAACUCUUCUCUUGAUGAGGCUUUGGUCUCUUAUAUUUCCUGGAUCGGACUUUCGGCAUGUAGUCAUGACACCAUUGGUACUUUUGUUGGGAGAGUAUUUGAUGCGUUGUCCAGUUACUUCAGGCCGAGAUGUUGGAGUUGGAGCCUUUCUAUGCUCAUUGGCACUUUCAAUCAUGAAACAUGCUCGGAGAUUUUUCCCAGAGGCUUUGAGCUUUUUGUUGGUGCUGCUGUCGACGGGCCUGCCAGAUAGUACCGCGGCCAGAAAAACGGGUCCACAAUUUUUGAGAGAGCUUGUUGGAAGUCGGCCUUGGUUACUUCUCAAGGACGACAAUUCUGAUAAAAGCUUUUGCGACCCGGACUUCCCAGAGUUAAUGGCGGCAGAUGCCGAUUUGGAUAUCUUUGACACGGACUCCUUCAGGUGUGGCAUCCUGAAUGCUUCCAUCCAAACAUUGAAAGGAUUCGUAACGAUUUACAACGACUUGCCGUCUACUCCCGAGAUCCUCAAGCAGUUCGUUCCUGUACUGCUGGAGCUGUCCUCCUCAAAGCUCCUCCCAAAGAGUUUAAAGGCAACCAUAAUCGACACGCUCGAGCUCAUCCAUAAGACAGUAGAGGAGCUAGAAAAGUUUCGGCAGCCUUUGCAAUUGCGGCUGAAGAAACCGACUCCCAUCAAGCAGUUCAACCCGAAGUUUGAGGAAGAUUUUGCCAAGGGAAGAGACUACGAUAUUGAUCGAGACAGGGCGGAGAGGAAGAAGCUGCGGCGCCAAAUCCAACGCGAAGCCAAAGGCGCGGCUCGCGAGCUGAGGAAAGACAACCAGUUCCUGGCUGCGGAGAAACUGAAAGAACGAGCCGAGGCCGAGCAGGAGCGUGAAGACAAGUACAAGAAAGCCAUGGCAUUCUUGGAAGAACAAGAGGCGGCCGCCAAGUCCGGUCAGCUGGGUCGAAAGAAGAAAAGGCGCCGUUAAGACAAUGUUUAUUUCUACAGCUAAAAUAAGUUUCUCCGGAUUAGUUGAACUAGUUUCGAUCUAUGCCUCAUCACCUUCAACUUCCAUGUAUAGAAUUCUUCUUCUUGUUCA